Molecule: messenger RNA, 3155 nt
Organism: Ochotona curzoniae (black-lipped pika)
Lineage: Eukaryota; Metazoa; Chordata; Mammalia; Lagomorpha; Ochotonidae
Gene: CDH24
Product: cadherin 24
Exons: 13
Coding region: 234-2588 (784 amino acids)
Biological process (GO): calcium-dependent cell-cell adhesion; homophilic cell-cell adhesion; adherens junction organization
Cellular component (GO): catenin complex; plasma membrane; adherens junction
Molecular function (GO): calcium ion binding; cadherin binding
Source: RefSeq, a predicted model, not a curated record
AGACCUGCAGCGGAGCCGCGGCGCCCGCUCCGAUCCGGCUCGGGGCUGCGCCCCCGGGACUCGGCGGCGGGGGCGCUCCCGGCCAGCCUGGGCCCCUCGGCAGUACCAGGUGUGCAUCCAUGGGGUAGCCCCAACGCCUCUGCCCCUCUGCCCCGGCCAACUCAUGGGCUACCUGGCCUGGCCCAGCCACAGCACCAGGGGCCCGUGAGCAGAGCCCUGGCUCCACCCCAAGCAUGUGGGGCCUGGUGAGACUUCUGCUGGCCUGGCUGGGGGGCUGGGGCUGCAUGGGACGGCUGGCAGCCCCCGCCUGGGCCUGGGCAGGGUCCCGUGGGCGUCCAGGGUCUGCAUUGCUGCGAACCCGGAGGAGCUGGGUCUGGAACCAGUUUUUUGUCAUUGAGGAAUACGCCGGUCCCGAGCCAGUCCUCAUUGGCAAGCUACACUCGGACGUAGACCGUGGUGAGGGCCGCACCAAGUACCUGCUGACUGGGGAGGGCGCAGGCACAGUGUUUGUAAUCGACGAGGCCACGGGCAAUAUCCAUGUUACCAAGAGCCUGGAUCGAGAGGAGAAGGCACAGUAUGUGCUGCUGGCCCAGGCCGUGGAUCGAGCUUCCAACCGGCCCCUGGAGCCUCCAUCCGAGUUCAUCAUCAAGGUGCAGGACAUCAACGACAAUCCGCCCGUCUUCCCCCUCGGGCCUUACCACGCCACAGUCCCUGAGAUGUCCAACGUUGGGACAUCAGUGAUCCAGGUGACUGCCCACGACGCUGACGACCCCAGCUACGGGAACAGCGCCAAGCUGGUGUACACGGUGCUGGAUGGGCUGCCGUUCUUCUCUGUGGACCCCCAAACUGGAGUGGUGCGCACGGCCAUCCCCAACAUGGACCGGGAGACACAGGAGGAGUUCUUGGUGGUGAUCCAAGCCAAAGACAUGGGUGGCCACAUGGGGGGGCUGUCGGGCAGCACAACAGUCACUGUCACCCUCAGCGACGUCAAUGACAACCCCCCCAAGUUCCCCCAGAGUGUGUACCAGUUCUCUGUGGUGGAGACAGCUGGGCCUGGCACCCUGGUGGGCCGACUGCAAGCCCAGGACCCAGACCUGGGCGACAAUGCCCUCAUGGCCUACAGCAUCCUGGAUGGGGAGGGUUCCGAGACCUUCAGCAUCAGUGCAGACGCGCAGGGCCGGGAUGGGCUUCUCACUGUGCUCAAGCCCCUCGACUUCGAGACCCGACGCUCCUACUCCUUCCGAGUAGAGGCUACCAACACGCUCAUUGACCCCGCCUACCUGCGGCGAGGGCCCUUCAAGGAUGUGGCCUCCGUGCGUGUGGCCGUGCAGGACGCCCCUGAGCCACCUGCCUUCACCCAGGACGCCUACCACCUAACGGUGCUUGAGAACAAGGCUCCGGGGACCCUGGUGGGCCGAGUCUCAGCCUCUGACCUGGACUCCCCAGCUAGCCCUAUUAGGUACUCCAUCCUCCCCCACUCGGAUCCCGAGCGUUGCUUCUCCAUCGAGCCCGAGGAUGGCACCAUCCGCACAGCAGUGCCCCUGGAUCGCGAGGCUCACGUGUGGCACAACCUCACAGUGCUGGCCACGGAACUCGACAGCUCCUCCCAGGCCUCCCGGGUGCAGGUAGCCAUCCAGACCCUGGAUGAGAACGACAAUGCGCCCCAGUUAGCAGAGCCCUACGACACUUUUGUGUGUGACUCCGCAGCCCCUGGCCAGCUCAUCCAGGUCAUCCGGGCCCUGGACAGGGAUGAAGUCGGCAACAGUAGCCGUGUCUCCCUUCAGGGUCCCCUGGGCCCUGAUGCCAAUUUUACCGUUCGGGAUAACCGAGAUGGCUCUGCCAGCCUGCUGCUGCCCUCUCGCCCUGCUCUGCCCCGCCAGGCCCCCUACUUGGUCCCCAUAGCACUGUGGGACUGGGGGCAGCCAGCACUGAGCAGCACUGCCACCGUGACCGUGAGUGUGUGCCGCUGCCGGCCUGAUGGCUCCGUGGCAUCCUGCCGGCCCGAGGCUCAGCUGUCACCUGCUGGGCUCAGCACUGGUGCCCUGCUGGCCAUCAUCACCUGUGUGAGCACCCUACUUGCGCUGGUGGUGCUCUUUGUGGCCCUGCGGCGGCAGAAGCAGGAGGCACUUAUGGUGCUGGAGGAGGAAGACGUGCGUGAGAACAUCAUAACCUACGACGACGAGGGCGGGGGCGAGGAGGACACGGAGGCCUUCGAUAUCACGGCCCUUCAGAACCCCGACGGGGCAGCCCCAGCAGCUGCCGCCAGCGCCACCCCAACAACGCGUCUUGACGUGCUGCCCCGGGGACGCGCACCCCGCCAACCCCGGCCCCCGGGCCCCGCCGACGUGGCGCAGCUGCUGGCGCUGCGGCUGCGCGAGGCAGACGACGACCCCAGCGUGCCGCCCUACGACUCGGUGCAGGUGUACGGCUACGAGGGCCGGGGCUCCUCGUGCGGCUCGCUCAGCUCGCUGGGCUCCGGCAGUGAGGCCGGCGGUGCCCCUGGCCCCGUCGAGCCACUGGACGACUGGGGGCCUCUCUUCCACACCCUGGCCGAGCUCUACGGGGCCAAGGAGCCCCCAGCCCUCUGAGUCCCCCGGGGCCUGGCCCUGCCUGCCUCGGCAGGGCAGUGUGCACAGGCCCGCAGAAGUGAGCCCCUCGGAUGGGGCAGGGGAGGGGAGGGGCCGAGGCAGGUGGCAGCAGCCCAGGGAACCCAGCCUCCUCCUCUUUCCCUCCUCCCCGGGCUCCCUAAUCGUCCCUCACUGGUCCAUCCUCACGUCUCUGUCCCCGGAUCUGCGUGUCAGCGGUGACAUCCUUCGUUCUCUCACUGUGACAACCCCUCCGUGGUGGCUUUUGUCCCUGUGUUCCUGAAGCUCUCUCUGUCUCCCGUGCCCCCUCCUCCAACUCAUGCCAUGUCCGUCUCCUGCCCACCCUCCCGUCUCCUCUGUGGGUCCCUGUGACUGGCCUUUUGGGUGUUUUAUUUUCUUCUGUUGUUCAUCCCCACAAAAAAAAAAACAAGGGAAACAUCCAGCCACUGCUGCCCACCCUCCUGCAGGGGAUGCUCUGCCCCAGACCUGCCCGCAUGGUUCCAUCCAUCACUCAUGGCCUCAUCCUGGCUCCGCAGCCUCCAGCAGAGAGAGAGAGAGAGCCAGCCCAGC